ACAUAGUACGAGCAAAACGCUUUACAAUAUUCUCCAUAUUCCCGAACGUCGUGCUCAAUCUUCGGAUCGAUUCAUCGCCCUUCUGUUUGCUGAGAUAAGACGUUAGUGGGCAAACAUUUAAACUCAACAAACGCCGGCGAUAAGACACUAAAUAUACGCUUGGAACUAGGCUAAGCGUAAUCAAAUUGUCACUAGUUGGCCAACACUCGCAGUGUUAAUGUGUUAGGAAUGUGCCACGUGUGCUAAAUGAAUCAUGGAAGUUGGUUAUGUCAAGUGUUUGGUGAUAUGUUUGAUGUGUUGCAGUAGUAUCAAUUUAAUCCAAGGUGCCAUCCAUCAAACGUUAACACAAUGUUGCGAUAUGGGUAAAAACUACGCGAAUAAUGACGUUUCCUGUUCGAGUAUCCAACCACCAUUUGAUGGUAUCCCAGAAAAAGACGAAUCUAGCUGUUUGAAUACUUUGGUCAUCUGUUGUAAAACCCAGGAGAAAGAAAAUGAGUGUAGGCUGGGUAUAAACGACGCAGAGACUGGCACGUGUAAUGCCCAAACCGGAAGUGAACGAAAAAGUUGUUGUGAUGCCUGUAAUAUUGGUAAGAUAUCCGCAGUAUCAAAUACAUGCGAGAGUUCCUUCAAUCUGGGUUCCUAUGAUAAGCACUUCAAGGCUUGCUGUCAAAAAAUGUUACCAAAGACCACCACGGAUAACACCCCGAAUAAUGAACAGUCUUUGGGUAACCUCUGCGAGAUUGAAGACCUAUGUGCCCAGAUUUGUAUUCCUACAGGAGAGUCUUACAAAUGUGAUUGUAACCCUGGGUAUACCCUAAUGGCGGAUGGUAAUAGUUGCAAGGAGAUCACAGGACCAAAAACAUCUCCCAAAAAGAAAUCAAAGUGUGAUACCAACAACCCUUGUGCCCAUAACUGUGUAGACUCCGGUAUCGCCAUCUAUUGUACCUGUUACGAUGGUUAUGAACUCCAACCAGACAAAAGAAGCUGCAAAGACAUCAACGAAUGUGAAUUGGAACACGACUGUCACGGUAAUGAAACCUGCGUAAACCAAGACGGAUACUACGAGUGUGUUGAAGAAGGAGGUGAUGAUGAAGACUAUGAAGCUGUUGAAUGUAAACCAGGGUUUCGCUACAACUGGGAAAACAAAGCCUGUGAAGAUAUCAAUGAAUGUCUACUUCCUUUGAUAUGUCUAUCCACACAAAAGUGUAUUAAUACAGAAGGGUCUUAUAAUUGUACAGGUGGGGAGCUGGUAUGCCCAAAAGGGUACUUCUUCAAAGCCAGUACCCAGGAUUGUGCAGAUGUGGAUGAAUGUGUCACAGGUGAAAAUGAAUGUAAUAGAGAAUCACAGGUUUGUUUGAAUAACAAGGGAGGUUAUACUUGUGUGGAUAAAGCAUCGAAGAAGACAUGCCCACCUGGGUUCAUGAUGAAUACCAUGAUGCAGAUCUGCAUGGAUAUUGAUGAAUGCGCACAGGAUAUUCCUCUGUGCGCGGAGAAUGAGUUGUGUGUCAAUGAGGAAGGUGGGCAUAAUUGCGUGCCUAUGGGGAGUGGGAAAGGGGUUCCAGGGAGUACCAUUGGGACUACUCCUAGUACCACUACUUCUACCACACCUAAAACUAAACCUACUACUAAAGUUACUACUGUGAGGACCACAGUUAAGACUACUCCUAAAAUGACUACCCCCACCACUACUACUACUACUACUACUACUACCACCACAACUCCUAAACCCACUAAACCCACAACAAUAAGAACAUCCCCUGUGUUCAUCUCCAGAACAAAACCUACCACCAGACAACCUCCUUUGAACCUCCCCCAUGGUCCAAAUAGAUUCCCCCCACCUAUCACCUGCAACCGAGGAUAUUCCUACUCGGAUGUCACAGAACAAUGUGAGGAUAUAGAUGAAUGCGCAACAGGGAACAACCACUGUGACCAUUAUCAAGUCUGUCAUAACACUCUAGGUGGAUACAUAUGUAACUGUAAAAUUGGUUUCAAAAGAGAUUCUAUCACAGGAGCUUGUCAGGAUAUCAACGAAUGCCAAACAAACCGGAAUGAUUGCUCAGAGGGUCAACGUUGUGACAACACAGUUGGGUCUUACCUCUGCUCCCGAAUGGCUAAUUGUGGUACAGGUUAUACACUCAACUACGAAACAGGUGUUUGUGAGGAUAAUGAUGAAUGUGCUCUGGGGACACAUAACUGUGACCUUGGAGGGAGGAAUUUAAUAUGUAGGAACACACAUGGGUCUUUUAGAUGUGAUAGACCUCCACCUCCGACUACACCAGCUCCACCUACACAACCUCCAUUGAGGUAUCCAACAAGACCACAGUAUCCUUCUGUUUAUAAUAUACCUGUGACCCAACCUACUAAACCUUACUCCUAUGCAACAAUAAAACCUCCUCAGAAGUACCCUCAGAUACCUGCAUACCCUUACAUACCUGCUUAUCCCUCAUACCCUAAUUAUACCAUAAUCAGCUCCCAGAGUAAAAAAUGUCUUCCUGGGUACUACAUGGAUGCAGCAGGUGCCUGUCAGGAUGUAGACGAAUGUCAAAGCAACCCAUGUCCAAGGUCCCACUACUGUUACAAUUACAAUGGGCGUUAUGAAUGUAAACCCAAAUUAGUAUGCACACCAGGAUUUGAAUUGAAUUCAUCUGGUGAAGAGUGUAUUGAUGUCAAUGAGUGUAUACGUGGUAAUCACACUUGUUCACCUUCGGAGAUUUGUAAGAAUUACAAUGGGUACUACCGCUGUGAAUGCCCAGUUGGACACAGCAAAGAAGGCAAGAGAUGUGUGGAUAUUGACGAGUGUAAAUACUACAAAGGGAGGAUAUGCUCAUAUGGUGCUGAUUGCGUCAACACCAUUGGGUCUUUUCAGUGUCAAUGCAAAGAAGGAUUCCAGAAGGUUAAUAACACAUGCGUUGAUGUUGAUGAAUGUAAAGAAGUUGGAAGAUGUGGAUCAAAGUGUUACAAUACUCUGGGGAGCUAUAAAUGUUACUGUGAGAAAGGGUAUACUUUGAAUUCAGACAACAGGACCUGUUCUGAUGUGGAUGAAUGCUCACUCUUCUCCAAUCAAGUUCAUUGCGUGGGAACUUGUAUAAACUCACCAGGAAGUUAUCAUUGUGGUUGUCCAACUGGGUAUAGACUUGGUACAGAUGGGCACACAUGCCAAGAUAAUGAUGAAUGUAAACUGGAUGAUCCUUGUAAAGGUCCAGAUGAGUACUGCUUCAACACCAGAGGUGGUUAUGAGUGUGCUUCGAUUGCUUGUCCGAAGUAUUACAAACGUGACCAACACCAAAAGAGUCGUUGUAAGAUAGAUACAGACUUGUGUCGAUACAAUGAAUGCUCGCAGCACUUACCAGAUCAAAUCAGUUAUCAUUUCUUCAAUAUUGUUUCGAAUUAUACAAUUUUGGAUGAACCUGUGAAGUUGUUCAAGAUGCGAGGUCCACAGAGUCCACAUUCUCGUGUGGCGUUUAAAUUGGAUGUACAAACAGCACGUUUUCCUCUCUUUGUGAGACCUGCGAAUGAAAAUGACUUUCUGUUGGAUAGACAGCAUAAUAGUGUGACUAUAUCAAUAAAAACAUCGAUUGAAGGCCCGCAGCAGGUCGAGUUGACCCUACAGAUGCAGAUUUUCAACCAUAACGUGCUCACCAACACGGUCAUCUCGAAAAUCAUACUUUAUGUAUCACAAUAUAAGUUUUAAGCGUUAUAAAUUUAAGUUUAGAGGUGAUGGUGACAUAAUUUUUGAAUAAAACUUAAAGAAACAA
This is a messenger RNA of Dalotia coriaria, 3755 nucleotides long. Its product is annotated as fibulin-1-like. The record is from RefSeq and is a predicted model, not a curated record. Gene Ontology annotation, cellular component: extracellular region. Gene Ontology annotation, molecular function: calcium ion binding; enzyme activator activity. Lineage: Eukaryota; Metazoa; Arthropoda; Insecta; Coleoptera; Staphylinidae. Gene Ontology annotation, biological process: lipid catabolic process; digestion. The transcript is spliced from 7 exons. Bases 254 to 3691 code for a protein of 1145 amino acids.